Neltuma alba is the source of this 639-nucleotide messenger RNA. RefSeq lists its product as uncharacterized. The transcript has a single exon. NCBI's taxonomy places the organism in Eukaryota, Viridiplantae, Streptophyta, Magnoliopsida, Fabales, Fabaceae. Gene Ontology annotation, biological process: defense response to other organism. The record is from RefSeq and is a predicted model, not a curated record. Bases 1 to 639 code for a protein of 212 amino acids.
AUGGGCGGGCCCGAGCAAGCUCAGCCGCUAGCCCCAACUUCGGGCGCCGGCGCCGAUAAGGGAGCUCGUCGGAGAAGAAUGAAAUGGUGCGGAUGUAUAUCAGUCUCUCUUCUACUUGUAAUUAUAGUGAUCAUCAUCAUCUUAAUAUUUACAGUGUUCAAGGUCAAAGAUCCCGAAAUAACAAUGAAUCAGGUGAAAGUCACAAAUCUGGAUCUCAAGGUCGAUGCAGUGCCUCGGCUUCAAGUUAGGGUUAAUAUGACUCUGGCGGUGGCCAUGUCGAUCAAAAAUCCUAAUGCGGUGUCCUUCAGAUUUGACAACACCACCACCACCAUCAACUACCACGGCACCACGGUGGCGGAGGCGUAUGGGCCGCCGGGCCGGGCGAAGGCGAGGAGCACGUUUCCGAUGAAUCUCACGGUAGACGUCUUGGCGGACCGACUGAUAAGCAGCUCGGGCCUCUUCACCGACAUCACCGGCGGCGAGAUGAACAUGACCAGCUACUCGAUAGUUCCGGGAAGAGUGAAUAUUUGGAAUAUCGUGAAGAAACAUGUGGAGAUCAAGAUGAAUUGCUCUUUGACUAUUGAUAUUAGUGGCCGAUCGGUCAAGGAUAUGAUUUGCAAGCGUAAGGUUAGACUUUAG